Molecule: messenger RNA, 2461 nt
Organism: Anastrepha obliqua
Lineage: Eukaryota; Metazoa; Arthropoda; Insecta; Diptera; Tephritidae
Gene: orion
Exons: 8
Coding region: 241-2229 (662 amino acids)
Source: RefSeq, a predicted model, not a curated record
UUCAUUAUUCGUUUACUGGCCUCUGACGAGCGUUGAUGCGGUGUUUGGUGUUUGGUGUGCGUGAAGCGUCACUUUCGGUUAAACGCGUUUUAAUAAUUUAUACAUGUUCUCUUAGUUUUGUGCUGAAAUUUUUCAUAAAACGCGAUCUCCGCUAUUGUAAAAUAAAAUAUGUGUUAAAUUUGUAAAAAUUACAAAGAUCUCAUUCAAACACCUAUAAUAAUAGAAAUAAAAAAAAGAACUAUGCAUUUCAAAAGAGACUGGUCUUGGCUUGUGGUUGUUUUUCUUCUCUUCUUCACCACACCACCGCCCGCCGAUGCUGUUAUUGAGGACGUACUUGAUAUUAUUCAUGUAGUGAAAGAAGUUACUGUUGGAAUACUAAAGGCUUGGGACAUUGUUCAACAAUCACAAUUUGCUCAAAAUAUCGAGUUUCCGCUGAUGCGUGAAAAACAACGUAAAGUUUUGCAACGGCUGAAAGAAUUGGGCCGCCAGAUAGACCAAACGGAGCAAAAGUAUGCUCAAAACGUCGCUGUGGCAGUUGAAUCUGUAACAGAAUUCAUGAAUCAAAAUGUGCCACUUAUGACUAAGAUGAAUGAUAUCCAUGACACGAUGAAUCGCAUUUCUUCCCGUUUCCAACAAAUGCAGAAAUACGAAGCCCACCAGCAUAAGCUUGAAGAAAGCACUCUAAUAACUUUCGCCGAAUGGACAGUUUCACCGAAUGCAUACUCGGUGCACCAUUUGAUGGAACGCUUGCAUUUAACUCUACUCGGGCCGGAGGAAAAGGAAAAUACAACAACGAAUAUGCUAUCCUUACUAGCACAAACGUAUGAGGAAUCGACGGACAAAAUAUGCCAUACACAACAGUCAGCACAACAAUUCGUCUAUUCACUUUAUGCCGAUAUAGCCCUUACUGAACUAAAGGGAUACAUUAUGAUGGAGUUUUCCUGGAUGAUGCUAAGAAUCUACGGCAAAGGCAAUUAUACCGAAGAAGUGAACUUGACGCGUAUGGACUAUGAAAAACGUACUGGUCGAACGCUAAAACUAUUGCGAGAGGUUAUGCGUCGUGCCGACCGCAUUGUUUGGCGAUGUGACCCAGCUAAAUUUAUAAGAGGUAAAAAUUAUGAUGAGGUUACUCGGCUUUUACAGGGCUAUAUCGAGAAUGAAGUUGACUUAAACAAAGAGGAAACAUGCCGUGAGACUUGUGAUUUUUACCAAUCAACCAGAUCAGAGGGUUGCUUUAAGGAUCUGUAUUGCGCACGUCAACCUAGAUGCUCAGGCAAGGUGUAUCACUGCACAUUUGUGGACUCAGACAUGUGGGUUUGCCCCGCUGGCCGAAAUAGCACGCGUCGCUAUGAAUAUAUUGAAUAUGAAAAUGGCCGCGUACUUGGUCAGAGAUCAGCUUGUGUGCGUGGUAGUACAAAGGUGGACUCCUGGUGGCGCUAUCUUUUGUGGCAUUGCAGCUAUUGCUUCUGUUUGUGCGAUGAAAUUAGUAUAAAAUCUGAUCGCUACUUCAAUCUACGCGAAACAGUAGCAGACGUAGAAAACAAUAGAGUAGUCACAGGUUUACGUUUCGUAAAAAGUAAUCGCGUAUUUCACUUGCAAAUCGAAGAAGGACAACUUCUACCAAGAGGUGGCAUAAAUAGGACUAGCCAAAGAUGGAAACCAGUUGACAAUUAUCAAAUAUUCGAUAGAAACGUGCGCAAUGGGCGGGAUUAUCAUACACUCAGUUACGAAAGCCGGUCAAUGGACUUGGACGACAUCUACACAGACGACAAUUCAUAUGUAGUCGUUGGUGUGCGUUUCCGAGUUGUUGGUGCUCAUUUAAACGUAGAAGCCAAAUUAGCCGAAUACGAUUUUCUGGAAGGCAAAUUAAUAUCUCCAGAAAUUAAUAGCUUUUGGAAGUCUAACGAUAACACAGACGUAAGCGGAGAUCGAAGACAAAAAGUAAAUCUCAACAACCCAGAUAUGUCCACCCGCACUAUAGUCAAAUCUAUACCCGACUCUCGACACAACCAGUAUAUUGAUUUUGUCAAUACGAACAUGGAUAAGGAUGCCGCGCAAAGUACGGUGCCUUUCAUAGAUACACAGGAGGUGGUAUCUAACCCUCCGGUGCCUCUUUCCGGUCUCGGUAUAUACCACAAGGGUCGACAAGGUUAUGGCGGUUUUCUAGCACCAAAGAUUAUGACUUACGAUUUUACGCCUCACAUUCGAGUGCCGCAAAAUAUAAAUUAAUUUAUAAAGCUUAGGUGUAUGCGUCUGUAUAUUUUAUAAUACUAAUAUAUCGUAUCUAUUUAAAUUGGUAUUCACUCGAACUAACAAAAGAUAUCCGUUUGAAAAUUCAGAGUAUAUAAUUUUUUAGUGAGCCUCAUGUGCGCUUGUAGGAAUACAUUUGAAUUGGAACCAUUAAUUUCACUUAUCAAAAGAAAAAUAAUUUUAUUUAAAAUAAAACAGAAACUAAACUAAA